This is a messenger RNA of Hippopotamus amphibius kiboko, 6141 nucleotides long. RefSeq names its product solute carrier family 6 member 6 (gene SLC6A6). The record is from RefSeq and is a predicted model, not a curated record. Bases 338 to 2200 code for a protein of 620 amino acids. Gene Ontology annotation, cellular component: plasma membrane. Gene Ontology annotation, molecular function: taurine:sodium symporter activity. Gene Ontology annotation, biological process: neurotransmitter transport; taurine transmembrane transport; sodium ion transmembrane transport. NCBI's taxonomy places the organism in Eukaryota, Metazoa, Chordata, Mammalia, Artiodactyla, Hippopotamidae. The transcript is spliced from 15 exons.
GUGAUGCUGAGCGCUGCCUGCUCAGACAACAGACACGCGAGGUCAGGAAGAAGCCGCUUAUAAAUUACCGCUUCCUCCGCGCCGCCGCCAGCGCCGAGCUCCGGGCCCUGGAACGCAGCACCGGUCGCUGGCCAGCGCCGAGUCCCGAGGACGGCGAGCUCAGAGGCCGCGCUCCGCCGAGAGGGAGAGCAGAGCGCGGACCCUGCGGGCCAGAGAUCGAGCCGGCGGGCAGCCUUCGGUGAGCGGAACCGAGCGCAGCCAAGUGCAGCGCCGCGGCCGCCCCAGGUCCAGAGCCGCAGCCCUUUGUGAGGAGGCUCCAAAACAAAGCAAGGAGGACAUGGCCACCAAGGAGAAGCUGCAGUGUCUGAAAGACUUCCACAAGGACAUCCUGAAGCCAUCCCCAGGGAAGAGCCCAGGCACACGGCCUGAGGAUGAGGCCGAGGGGAAGCCCCCGCAGAGGGAGAAGUGGGCCAGCAAGAUCGACUUUGUGCUCUCCGUGGCAGGCGGUUUCGUCGGCUUGGGCAACGUCUGGCGGUUCCCCUACCUCUGCUACAAAAAUGGUGGAGGUGCAUUUCUCAUACCAUAUUUCAUUUUCCUGUUUGGGGGUGGCCUGCCUGUGUUUUUCCUGGAGGUAAUCAUAGGCCAGUACACCUCUGAAGGGGGCAUCACCUGCUGGGAAAAGAUCUGCCCCUUGUUUGCCGGCAUCGGCUACGCCUCCAUCGUGAUUGUGUCCCUCCUGAACAUAUACUACAUCAUCAUCCUGGCCUGGGCCACUUACUACCUGUUCCAGUCCUUCCAGUCGGAGCUCCCCUGGGCACACUGCAACCACAGCUGGAACACGCCCCACUGCCUGGAGGACACCUUGCGCAGGAACAAGAGCCUGUGGAUCUCCCUGAGCACCACCAACUUCACCUCCCCUGUCACCGAGUUCUGGGAGCGUAACGUGCUGAGCUUGUCUUCUGGAAUCGAUGAACUGGGCGCUCUGAAGUGGGACCUUGCUCUCUGCCUUCUCCUCGUCUGGCUGGUCUGUUUCUUCUGCAUCUGGAAGGGCGUCAAAUCCACGGGCAAAGUCGUCUACUUCACGGCCACGUUCCCAUUCGCUAUGCUCCUGGUGCUGCUGGUCCGUGGACUGACGCUGCCCGGUGCAGGCGAAGGCAUCAAGUUCUAUCUGUACCCCGACAUCAGCCGCCUGGAGGACCCACAGGUAUGGAUCGAUGCCGGGACCCAAAUAUUCUUCUCCUACGCCAUCUGCCUGGGGGCCAUGACCUCGCUGGGGAGCUACAACAAGUACAAGUACAACUCGUACAGGGACUGUAUGCUGCUGGGAUGCCUGAACAGUGGUACCAGUUUUGUGUCUGGCUUCGCAAUUUUUUCCAUCCUGGGCUUCAUGGCACAAGAGCAAGGGGUGGACAUUGCUGAUGUGGCUGAGUCAGGUCCUGGCCUGGCCUUCAUUGCCUACCCGAAAGCUGUCACCAUGAUGCCGCUGCCCACGUUUUGGUCCAUCCUUUUUUUUAUCAUGCUUCUCUUGCUGGGACUGGAUAGCCAGUUCGUUGAAGUGGAAGGACAGAUCACGUCCUUGGUUGACCUUCACCCAUCCUUCCUAAGGAAGGGUUUCCGCCGGGAAAUCUUCAUCGCCUCAAUAUGUUGUGUCAGCUACCUGCUGGGGCUGACCAUGGUGACGGAGGGCGGCAUGUAUGUGUUUCAGCUCUUUGACUACUACGCAGCUAGCGGUGUAUGCCUUUUGUGGGUUGCAUUCUUUGAAUGUUUUGCUAUUGCCUGGAUAUAUGGCAGUGAUAACUUUUAUGACGGUAUUGAGGACAUGAUCGGCUACCGGCCUGGGCCCUGGAUGAAGUACUGCUGGGCGGUGGUCACUCCGCUUCUCUGUCUUGGUUGUUUUAUCUUCUCUCUCGUCAAGUAUAUACCCCUGACCUACAACAAAGUCUACGUGUACCCCACCUGGGCCAUCGGGCUGGGCUGGGGCCUGGCCCUGUCCUCCAUUGUGUGCAUCCCCUUGGUCAUGGUCAUCCGCCUCUGCCAGACGGAAGGGCCGUUCCUCGUGAGACUCAAGAACCUGCUGACCCCGAGGGAACCCAACCGCUGGGCCGUGGAGCGCGAGGGGGCGACGCCCUACAGCUCCCGCGGGUCCGUGAACAGCACACUCAGGAAGCCAACGCACAUCAUCGUGGAGACCAUGAUGUGAGCUCUCUCCGGUCGACAGGCUGCUUUCCUGCUGUUUACUAACGUUAGAUUCUCAUAGGACCAGGUUUACAGAGCUUUAUAUUUGCACUAGGAUUUUUUUUUUAAUUGUCACAGAAAAUGUUACUCUGUGUGUGUGUGUGAGUGUGUGUGCGUGUGUGUGUGGUGUCGUGCGUAUGUGUAUUUUGUUUUGAUUUGGGGAUAUUUUGUACAAAAAGAAAACCCACGGGCAGCUGUCCGGGGCGAGGCAGAGCUUUCCUAUGGAAUUAGAUGUAUUUUAUGGGAACUUGGUAAAUCUUUCUUUGUAUUGUUUUUAAACAUACAACUAUGUAUACACGUAGAGAUUUUCAUACACUUUUACCACUUGAAUUGAUCUUGCCAGCAGUCAAUCUCGUUUUCAAAAGCAAUUCUUCGGUGCUUGUGUAGCUGGCAGAAAGUUCUGCUCCCCCCAAAACACAGGGACCGCAGACGCAUUUUAAAGGUGUAGUACCUUACGAACCUGGUUCAAGUGAAGCAAACAGCUAUCUGGCCAGACCCCGAGGGGCUGGAGAAAGGAAGGCUGUCGGGAGACGCCUCAUGAUACUUGUAGUCAACAAGAAAGAUGCCAAAAUAAUGAACCAACCCCUCAAGCGAAGGGACUGAGAGCCCGCAGAGGAGGCCCAAGAGCAGAAGUCUGGUGCUAAGGGCACUGGGGACCGCCGCAUCAGGGGCGGAGUCCCUUUUAUUUUGAGGCUGAGGGUGGAUCGUCAGAAAGACUGCCGAACCAUCAGUCUGUGAGGCAGGGACGUCCUUCCUGGAGUGUCCCAGGGAGGGAGCGGAGGCUGGCCCACAAGGAGCUGGAGGUCUCAGGGCUCCAACCUCACACAGGUGGGUCUGUUGCCUUGGAGGGGGGGUCCCACCAGGUUCUGGUCGUUCCCCCAGCUGACCUCUCUUGAAGCUUCCUGUAGGGGAAGCAUGAUGUAUUUGGUGAGGGGCGAGGGGUGAGCAAGUGGACCAAAAGGACGAGGCCCCAGGCGCCCGGGGCCUGGUGUGUGUGUGUAGGGGGUGCUCUUCUUUCCCCAUCUCUCCACCCUCAGCGCUGUCUUCACCUCCCAAGGCUCUUGUUGAAGACCUCAGCCCGGAGCCACCCUGGCACCUAGCAGGGAGUGCUAGGAGUGAGCUUUCGCUGGGGCAAGGUGCUCCCCAAACUCUCCUGCAAGUUCAGGCACAAGUGCAACCCAUGUUGGUAACCUGGGAGAUGAGGAAACUCUUUAUUCCCCUGUCCCCCGCAAAAGCUGGGGUCGGGUGUACACCAUGUGGGGGUCGAGGUCAGGAGAUGUCAGGGUUGUUCAGGGGCAGGCACCCCAGAACUGGCGUCUCUCCCAGCACCAGGACGGAAGGCACUCCACCUUCAAAAUCCCGAGGACAGAUGCACCUCCAUCCGCCUGCAUUUGGACCUAAACUGUGCCAUUUAAACAGAAACUUCCAAGUUCAGAGUCUCAAGUAAACCAAAACAUUGUCACGCACAAACGGCAGUGACUGCCUUGGGGGUGUGGAGAGCGCGGUCCGGCUCAGGCGUUCAGAGCAGGGCCUCUGAGUCCUGGGACCCCCUCCCCAAAUCCAGGCAGGGGAGGAGGCUUGGGUGUCCCCCUCCCGAGGGGCAGAGGCGAUCAUGAACCUCUUGUCUUUGGCGAGCGUGCACAGUCCGCUGUCUCCAAAGCACAUACUCUGCCAAACAACACCCAGUCCUAUUCCAAACUGUCAGCAAGUCUCUGCUCCUGUUUUACUGUGUAUUUAUGGUUGCCACUGUGUCUGAGUUGAUUGUAUUGUUUUUGGUUUUUUUCCCUAAUUUUAUUGAGUAGCAAUGUGACCUGUUCUCCUUUGUCUUAUGGAAUUUUAGUAAACGAAUCACUGUCGAUGACUGGGGACAGGGGACGUGCAGGGGCGAGGGGGGCUCGGACCCCCGGUGAAAGGCCACAGUGUUUCGGAUUGGUAGGCAAAUUGCAACAUGGCCUCUUCUUAUAAGAUUCCCAGACCAAAUUCUAGACCAAAGACACAUGCAGACCACGUCCCCAGGCCUGGCCUGGAGGGAAGGUCAGCCACUUUCCCAAGCCCCAUCCUCGCCCAUCUCCCGGGGCACCUGUCUCCAGUUGUGACCCUCUUGUCUGGUCCCCUAGUUCUUGUGUAUCCACGGAGCUCUGCUCUAUGAGUACAACGUGUAAUGAUGUGUGACUUUUAUGUCUCCACAUAAAGGAAACUUGUCAUUGGAGCUCGCAACUCUGGUCCGCCUGCCUCCAGGCAAGUCCCCCGCCCUCGCUCUGCCUGGGAUGGGUUGGAAAUUCUGAUGUUUGCAGCCAGAUCUGGAAGGGAUGCAAGAGAGAGGUUGAGAGGAUGUUUUUAGGAUGCAGAAAUGGGUAAUGGCCCCACGAUAAGCUCACCUAGGGAGACGCUUCAUUGAGCUGGGCCUGGGCCUCGUUAGUCCCUGCGGUAGAACCGCAUGGUCACUGAUGGAGAGGCUUCCUGGGCCCCCCGGUCAGCGCGCUCGUUGUCUAAGGGGCGUGUUCUCCCUGAAGACCAAAGACCGGCCUUUAUGAAAAAGGACAUGCUCCCUCCCCGAGUUCAGGGGCGCGGUGAGCAGCACCUGCCCUGUGACCAUCCUCGGGGCCGGCUGGACCCCAGGCUGUGGCUCAGUGGGACAGGCAGCACCGGUCAUCUGGCCCCCCACCCAGCAGCCCUCAGGGAGUGAGGCCCUGAGACGCCUGUUGAGCAGGAGGAAACCGAAGAUGCCAGUUGGUGUGCAGGAGGCAGAGCCCCUUGGGCAGGAUUUAGCCUGAGGCCACGUGGGAAAUUCCCAGGUGGCGGGAAGUGGCCUUGGAUGAUUUCUGGGCCGUACACAGCUCUGUCUCUGUCUCUGUCGCUCCGGUCCCACAUUCUCACCCCAGAUCCCCAACACACCCCAAGACGGUGGGGACACACAAGGGGAGAGGGAGCCCCCCUCAGCCCAGCCCAGAGUGGUCUUGUGUCCCCAGGGGCCACCACACAGUGGUCAGGGCCCCAGCCGGCAUCUCCCAGCACUACCCCUCCAGAUGCGGCAAUGCUUUGCGCAGCCGGUGCUCCAGCAGGCGAACCUCCCUUCCGCCCCAGGCCUCAGAGCCUGUUCGGGAAAGAACCCAAGAGCAACCCCCCCAGGCGGCUAGAGGUCCCACCCAGCCCUCAGACCCAAGGUCAGGUUGGGCCCCGUGGAUGCUAUGAAUAUCACUGCAAAAAUCCAACAGGCACAAAACAACAAAGGUCAGACCUCAAAACUUGGAGAGGGGUGUAGGCACCCAGAAGCCAGGAAAUAACAUUUCUGCCCCCAGGGCUCCCUCUCAAUGCCUGGCUUUCAGAGUGCUGCUCGGAAGCUGGGUUUCAUUGUUCUCUUGUGGGUGUCAGUACGGGUGUGUUCUGCCGCAUUCCCUGAGGGAUUGGAGCAUCUUGUUUUAUAUUUGGCCUCAAAUUGAGACGUUGGCUUCAUUUUUUUUUUUUUUUUUUUACCCAAUUAAUUUUCGAAUUCCUAGCAACUGUGACUCUAUUUAGCACAAGAGAAAGCUGAGAAUGUGGGUCUUGCCUCCUUCCAGAAAUCUGUCUGGCUCAUCAGGACUUUUUUUUGAAACUUCAAAAUAUUUUUAAGAUAUUUUAAACUUUUGUAAAAAAUAAAUAAAUAAAUAAGUCAACCAACAAGAGACUCUUCCGAGGAGGAGUGUUUGUAUUUGAAUAAGAGCCUUGGUGUGUAAUUCAGUCUUGCAGUAUACAAGCUUUUGUGUAUAAUGUUUUCGGACAUGAAUCCCUGUAUUUUGCAGGGUUUUUCUUUUCCUCUUUCACUUUUUAGAUAAACAUGUAUAUCGGUAUUUUAAAUUCAUCGUUGCUUUUUUUUUAGAGGAGUUUGUAAUCACCUUAUAACAUGAAAAUAAACAUUUCCUUUUUAAA